This is a messenger RNA of Saccoglossus kowalevskii, 2338 nucleotides long. RefSeq names its product protein PAT1 homolog 1-like. Gene Ontology annotation, cellular component: P-body. Lineage: Eukaryota; Metazoa; Hemichordata; Enteropneusta; Harrimaniidae. Gene Ontology annotation, molecular function: RNA binding. Gene Ontology annotation, biological process: deadenylation-dependent decapping of nuclear-transcribed mRNA; P-body assembly. The record is from RefSeq and is a predicted model, not a curated record.
CCAGAAGCCAAAGCAAUCUAGUUAUUUUCUGAGUUUGAAGAUGUGAAGUGUACGGAUAUAAUGAGUGCAAGUUUCUUUGGUUUUGACACGUCCGGCCCCCCAAUGGAGGGGGAGGAUACAGAAGAAGGUGAUAUGACAAUUGAAGAUGUGGAAGGCUAUGAUGCAUUGAAUGAAGAUACUUUCGGAUGUGGAGCUACAAAUGAUAACUGGGAAGCCACCCAUGAAAAAUUCACCCAGGAAUUGCAUAGUUUUGAAGAGGAGGGUAAAGCAAACACAACAGCUGAUUCAGGUUUCCACACUAGUGACAGAUCAAAAACCCAAGAGGAUGAUUUUAUGGAACAGAGUAUAACUCAUUUGGUGUUGGAUGAUGAUGAUAUUGAUGACCCAGCUAUCAUGAUGUCUUCAAAAUCAAGACCCAUUGCUACAGCUCAUUCACCACCAAGUUCAUUGAAUCGAAGUUUAUUCAGUCCAUCACCGCCAACUCUACUGGAUCCAACUAAUCUGAUUUCUCCAACACAACGCAGUAUUUGGAGUUCCCAAAGAGUACCCUCUCCAGAUGAAAAACUGAAAUCUUUAUUACAUAUUGGAGAAAUAACGUUGCCACCAACACUAGUUGAUACAGCCAUUGUAUCAGCUGUGCACGAAAGGUCACCAAGUCCACCUUGCUUUCCACAAGCAAUUACAGUGGAACAACUAGAGAAUCUCAGUCCUAGAACCACACCUAGCAGACCAAUACCGAUGUCAUCUGCAAUGGAGAGGGACUUUGCAAGUAGAGUACUACCACCCCGCUCGGUAUCUCCUAUAAUAGGUUCUCCACCAAGUACUGCAUUGCCAAUUGGUACACCGCCCAAACAUUAUCAGUACAUGACACAGCAACAGAUGCACCAUAAUACAGGACCAAUUCCUCCUCAUAUACUACACCACAUGCAUCAGCAGAUCAUGAGAUCUGGAGGUAGACUUUCUCCAACGCAACUAAACCAGAUGAUCCAGGAAGGAAGAGCGUCUCCUGCUGCCAUGACUCCACCAUCUAUGAGACUAUCUCUCAUGUCUCCUCGUAUCCCACCACCACCACAUGGAGCGUUACUUCCCAGAGGUCAAGUACCUUCACAUAUGAGAUCCCCAGGAAUGAGAGGUGGUUCGUCACCACCUGUAGGCAGCAACUCGCCAUCUCAGUAUAGGAAGGGAAAUGAUAAUCCUCACUAUCAGAGACAACAGCAGUACAACCAAAGGCAAUUCUAUAAUCAUGACAGAUACCACUACGUGAAGAAUAACAAUCGUCAAAUGUAUUCCGAUGAUCGACAACGUUUUCCUGACUCAACCAAUGGAGUGUAUGACGAAUAUGCUAAUUUGAUGACUCCUAAAGAAAAAGACUGGAUAAUCAAGAUACAAAUGAUGCAGCUACAAAGCAAUAAUCCAUACUUGGAUGAUUACUACUAUCAGACCUUUGUGCUGCGCAAGAGAGCGGAGGUUAAAAAACUAAACAAUGAAGGCAUCCAAACUGUGAAGAAAGAUGAACCAAAGAUUAUAAUGCCACCAGCUAAACAGAGUGAUGCAAGGCAGUAUAAACCAGCACACUUUGAAGGCACAUUGGGCACUGUGUCUGUAGCCAGUGUUAAUAAUCCUCGAAAGAUGAUAGAUGUGAAAAGAGCGCCCUCAUUACAGGAUGAUGACCUGAUAACAUCCCAGCCUUUAAAGAAGAGAGCUGUUGUUUUGCUGAGUAUAGAGAAAGUGUACAGUUUAUUAUUAGAACUGGAAGACUUGGAAAAGAAGGCAUUGGCCUUGCCAGACGAUGAAAGUGUGAAUGAAGAAAGAGACGAAUCUUACUAGUCAGAUGUACACUACAUUAAAAGUGCCAGAUACAGAACAAACCUGCUCUGAUAAUAGAUUUCUUCAAGUGUUAUCAGUGUCUAAAGGUCGAAAACUGAUCUCCCGUGUGUUACCAGUACUAUCAACUAAACAAGCUAUGUGUUUUGUACAGAAUAUCUUUUAUAAUAUCAGUUUUCUAAUCAAGAAAGACUCGCAAGAUUCGAGUUUACAUCUGGCCUUUCCUUCAGUUGCUGCUGUUAUCAAACUGUCUGAUUUAGAGAUGCUGGUAGUAUAUAUGAAAUGUUUGACUUCAGGCUCCAGCGUUGCUUCACUUGGAAGUACACCAGUAUCAGCUGCCGUACAAAAUAAAUUUGGUAUCUGCGUUCUAUGUUGUUUAUUGUCAAAAGCUGAAGAUAUUCUAUCUACUACAUUACCUAUAGAUAUAGACCUUGACACAGAGAAACAAUGGAAUGAUUACAUUGUGCAGAUUGGUGGAGAAAUUGCCUCUGUUAAUGUUGAGAACAUGGAAAGC